Catharus ustulatus (Swainson's thrush) is the source of this 2477-nucleotide messenger RNA. It is a transcript of the gene DRC3, whose product is annotated as dynein regulatory complex subunit 3. The record is from RefSeq and is a predicted model, not a curated record. Bases 29 to 1597 code for a protein of 522 amino acids. The transcript is spliced from 13 exons. Lineage: Eukaryota; Metazoa; Chordata; Aves; Passeriformes; Turdidae. Gene Ontology annotation, molecular function: protein binding.
CCGAGGCGCGGGCCGAUUCUGUCUCACAAUGAGCCAGUUUGUCAAUUUUAUUGAACCAAACAUUAUUGAUGAUGAAAUGGUUCAGAAAGCCAUUGAAGAGAAGUGUCCAGAGGACCUUGGAGAUCUUGCCAGAAGGGAAAUCACUAACUGGAAGGUUGUGACAGAGCUACAACUUAGUUUUAAAAGCAUCCUGCAGAUUGAUAAUCUGUGGCCAUUAGAGAAUCUGACUAAACUGCAGCUGGACAACAACAUCAUCGAGAAGAUAGAAGGUCUGCAGAGUCUGGUUCACCUUGUAUGGCUUGACCUGUCCUUCAACAAUAUUGAAGUAAUUGAGGGCCUGGAUACUCUUGUCAAACUACAGGACCUCAGUCUCUACAGUAACAGAAUAUCUAAAAUUGAGCACAUGGACACAUUGCAAGAGCUGCAGAUUUUCUCCAUAGGGAAGAAUAACCUGACCGUUCUGGAAGAUGUUGUCUAUCUCAGGAGGUUAAAAAGCUUACAGACACUGAACCUCAGUGGGAAUCCUUUCUGCAGUGAGGAGCACUACACGCUGUUUGUUGUUGCUCAUCUUCCAAGCCUGGUGUACUUGGACUUCAAGCUCGUGAGAGACUCCACGAGAAAAGCUGCAGCUUUAAAGUAUCAAGAUCUUACUGAGCCACUGGAACAAGAGGAGGCUCGGGUCCUUGCUCUGCAGGAGAAACAAGAGGCAAAGCAGAAGGAGCUGGAGUACCACAAGACAGCCUUUGUUGAGUACCUGAAUGGAUCAUUCCUGUUUGACAGUCUGUAUGCAGGGGAUAGAGAAGCUGCCAAGCUGGCUUUCCUCCCUGGAGUGGAGGACCUGCUGCUGGCAUACAAGAAGGAGUUUGUCUCAGUUUGUAAGAACCUGUGUAACUAUGGACUGGAAGAGUAUGAAAAACGAGAAGCUCUAGUCUCUAAAUUCUACAAAAGGUACCAUGAAAUUCUGGCAGUCAACCAGGAAGAAAGCAGGAGAAUAAUCUCAGACUUCGAGAGUAGGAACCAAAAGAGGCUGGAUGAGCUUUAUCAGGCUGGGAGAGGCGACCUUGCUGAGUCUGAACGAGCCCAGGGCAAGGAGAACAUCUGUCAGCUCUGGGAUGCUCUCAUGACCUUGGAAGCGCUGGUAUCCAACGACCUGGAGGAGCUGUUACAGGAUUUUAAAAGAAGCAUUGAUGUCAUAGCAUCAACAUUCACUGAAAACAUUCAAGGGAUGUUUAACCAGUGCAGGGAUCUGGAAAAUAAGCACCAUGAAAAGCUCAGGGUGAUUGUCCUCGCCACCCAGAAGAAAUUGGACAUGGAUCCAUUCGAUGAGAGUUUGCCAGAUGAUGUUCAAAAGCUCUUCGAGAACAAAAACACCAUUGUCAACAUCAUCAACACAUCCCACAGCAUCCGCCUGCGGAAGAUUGAUAAGCGAGAGAGUGACAUGCUCUGCAACAUCUACCAGUGGCAGAUCUCAGAGAGAGAGAAGGCUUUCCAAACUGAGAGCGACAGAAACCGUGCCUCUAUUGGAAAGAUCCUUUGCUUCACCAACACUCUGCAGAAGGAGCUGGAUAACAGAGUGAGCCUGAAGCCUGUGGAAUAGGGCUGGGCAGCUGCCUCAGCUGGGGCACACAGGACAGCCCCCAGCAGGAAGAGCUGCCUCUCUAUGCCCAAGCUGCCUGGGACCAAAUGCAUAUUCCUUCCAUCCUACCAUAAACUGCAAAUAAAAACUCCUUCUUGACUCUGGAAAAGCAUCCAAAGCCCUGUCUCUUCCAUCAUGUUGGCACAAAGCCCGUGCAGACAACUCAGACCUGGUCACAGGGGGUUAUGGAUCAGCUGUGAGCUGAUUGAACCAAAUCAUCGUAGCAUAUCAUGCCUGAAAGCUUUGGUACCUGUGAGCUCAGUGGCAGGAACCUGUGAGCCGCUGGCACGAGGCAGCAGCUCGGGAGAGGAGCGCUCUCCAUCAAACCACCCCCGAGAUAACAGCAGGUUUCCAGCUCAGCAAGCACAAGGCUGGCGGGAGCUCCGUAUGCCUGGGAGCCUCAUCUUCUCACCCCUUCUCACAAGCGGCUUUCUGCAGCGUGAGCAGAGCAGCCCCCAGCCAUCAGGAAGGGAAAUCAAUGGUUCCACAGGAGCUCACGCGCCGCCGCUCGCGACAGCCAAGCGAGGAGUCAUUAAUUCCCCUCCUUGCUCGGUGACAGCCGCGGCCACGCUCGCUUGUGGGCUGAGGAACAGUGCUGGCCAGAGCGGUGCUGCUCCAGGCAGGCAGCAAGGAGAAGGUGGGAAGGUUAAACAAGAGGGACACAGAAAACCCCGUGGUGGUGCUGCCUGUCAAACACAGAUUCAGCUUAUUGUGCUCUGUGCUUCUCAACAUGGCCGGAGCCAAAGUUUUACCCCUCUUGCUCCAGGACUACACAGUUGUCUCCUUGCUAUCACUUCAGCUUCAUGGAGUGGUUCACACAGUAGUUAGUGUCUGCUCUGGU